Corythoichthys intestinalis (scribbled pipefish) is the source of this 830-nucleotide messenger RNA. Its product is annotated as galactose-specific lectin nattectin-like. Gene Ontology annotation, molecular function: signaling receptor activity. The record is from RefSeq and is a predicted model, not a curated record. NCBI's taxonomy places the organism in Eukaryota, Metazoa, Chordata, Actinopteri, Syngnathiformes, Syngnathidae. The coding region runs from base 187 to 696 and encodes 169 amino acids. The transcript has 8 exons.
UGCCGAUCACGCAUCACAGACCGAAUCAACUCGCUCGGACUUUAACACCAGCUCGGUGAAUCCAUUCACAUUUAAUAUGCAGUAAACAUUAUGUUGGGUUGGCAUGGUCUUUCAGAGGACAAAGAGAACAUCAUAUAAAAGGAAUAAUCGCAGUCAACUUCAGUAUCAAGCUUCACAGCUGCAAAGAUGGCAUUCACUCUACGCUCGUUCUUCCUCCUCUUAGCGAUCUGUGGACUUUUUACUAAAGUCUCGUCUGUUCAGAAGACAAAAGUGAAAAAUAAUAACUGUCCCAAAGGAUGGAGUCGCUUGGACUGUCAUUGUUACAUCUACCAACCUGUCGCGAGGGACCUUCCAGAUGCAGAGAACGUCUGCAAUAUUCUUGGUGGAAAUGUAGUUUCCAUCCACAGUGCCCUGGAAAAUGCGUUUGUGCAUGAACUGUUUAGAGAGGAUAGGAGUAGUGAUGAUGACGACACUCUAUGGAUUGGACUCAACGAUGCAAUUGAGGCUGACACCUUCGUAUGGAUUGAUGGCUCAGAAUUUGAUUUCAACGGCUUUGAUACAGGUGACAGUGAGCCUGUUACCAGCAGUGAUGCUUGUGUAACGCUGGCUGAAGACGAUGGACUUUGGAACGUUGAAGACUGCUCAGAGGAAUAUCCGUAUAUUUGCAUCACCGAAGUUUUGACUCACUCACACUAAUCAUUACUCUUCCCGUACUGCCUUGAGUAACAAUGGAGCUCUCAAUGUGACCAUAUCACUCUUUUGUGGUAGAUUUGGAUGACUUGGUUUACUGUCAACUUUUUUUUCUUCUUCUGCAAUGCUUAAUAAUCGCC